Molecule: messenger RNA, 787 nt
Organism: Hypanus sabinus (Atlantic stingray)
Lineage: Eukaryota; Metazoa; Chordata; Chondrichthyes; Myliobatiformes; Dasyatidae
Product: alpha-N-acetylgalactosamine-specific lectin-like
Exons: 6
Coding region: 82-669 (195 amino acids)
Molecular function (GO): signaling receptor activity
Source: RefSeq, a predicted model, not a curated record
UUUAAUUUCAAUAUUUUCUGAGGUUUCUAAGAUUGAAAACAACACAUAUUUGGGGACGCAAUUCCAUUAGAAACUUUAUUGAUGCAGGGAACUGGCAGAGAGAGAGAGAGGUUUGAGAGAAGAAACAUGAUGCUGGUCUGGGUUUUGGUGAUGACCGUGCUGCUUGUAAGUGAUGUGACAGGGACAGAGAAUUCCUUGGAACUGGAGAGGACUCAGCAUCACCUUGAAAAGCGUGAACUAUCCAGAGGACCCUGUGAUGAAAACUGGUUUUAUUAUUCUCUUUUAAACUCCUGUUACCGGUUUUUCAGUGAAGAAAAGACAUGGGAAGCAGCUGAGGAUUUCUGUGAUCAAAAGUCAUAUUACGGACAGCUGGCUUCAGUGAAUUCAGAUGAACACAAUGCUUUCAUUUCUGAAGUAGUCGCUGCCGUGGAGAAGAAUAAGCCAUGGGCUUGGAUUGGCCUGAAUGACAUUUGCAUGGAAGGGAAUUUCACAUGGAUCGAUGGAACUGACUACACUUACAAAGACUGGGAUAGAGGUCAGCCUGAUGAUCACGACAAUGAAGACUGUGUGCAUAUUCAUCAUGGUGUUAACAGUCCUUCAAAGUGGAAUGAUUAUCCCUGUGAUGAGAAACUUGGCUUUGUUUGUGCCUACAAAUUUCACAGUAUUUAGAAGACUCCAGAACUAUCCACUCAUCAUUUCCAGCGGUGGAUUCAGUGCCUGAUUUCUUUGUAAACACUCUCACUGUCUGUGGAGACUGUACUCAUUUAGUUUCUCAGCCAAUAAUAAA